Molecule: messenger RNA, 4249 nt
Organism: Jaculus jaculus (lesser Egyptian jerboa)
Lineage: Eukaryota; Metazoa; Chordata; Mammalia; Rodentia; Dipodidae
Gene: Tonsl
Product: tonsoku like, DNA repair protein
Exons: 25
Coding region: 41-4201 (1386 amino acids)
Molecular function (GO): protein binding
Source: RefSeq, a predicted model, not a curated record
GGAUCGCGGCGGCGGCGGCGGCGGCUGCGGCGGCGGCACCAUGACCCUGGAGCACGAGCUUCGCCAGUUACACAAGGCCAAGGCCCGAGCUCAGAGGAGCGGGCAGCUGCGCGAGGAGGCAGCCUGCUGCCACCAGCUGGGGGAGCUACUGGCCGUCCACGGCCGCUUCCUGGAGGCCCUGGAGGAGCACCAGCAGGAGCUACAGCUUCUGGAGAGUGCCAAGGACACCCUGGGCUGCGCCGUGGCCCACCGCAAGAUCGGAGAGCGGCUGGCGGAGAUGGAGGACUACUCGGCUGCCCUGAAGCACCAACACUGCUACCUGGAGCUGGCUGGUUCCCUGUCAAACCACACUGAACUGCAGAGAGCUUGGGCCACCAUUGGCCGCACCCACCUGGACAUCUAUGAUCAUUGCCAGUCAAAGGAGGCCUUGCUGCAGGCACAGUCUGCCUUUGAGAAGAGCUUGGCUAUUGUGGAUGAGAAGCUGGAGGGGAUGCUGACGCAGCGAGAGUUGAGUGAGAUGAGGACCCGGCUCUACCUCAACCUGGGCCUCACCUUUGAAAGCCUGCAGCAGACAGCCCUGUGCCAUGACUACUUCAAAAAGAGUAUCUUUCUUGCAGAGCAGAACCACCUAUAUGAGGACCUGUUCCGGGCUCGCUACAACCUGGGUGCCAUCCACUGGCGUGGAGGACAGCAUUCUCAGGCCAUGCGCUGUCUAGAGGGGGCCCGGGAGUGUGCCCGGGCCAUGAAAAUGAGGUUCAUGGAGAGUGAAUGCUGCAUGGUACUCUCCCAGGUGCUCCAAGACCUGGGGGACUUUCUGGCUGCCAAACGAGCUCUGAAGAAGGCUUAUAGGUUGGGUUCCCAGAAACCUGUGCAGAGAACAGCUGUCUGUCAGAACCUCAAAUAUGCAGUGCUGGCAGUAGUCCAGCUGCAGCAGCAGCUCGAGGAAGCUGAAGGCAGUGACCCUCAGCGUGCCAUGGUCAUCUGUGAACAGUUGGGGGACCUUUUCUCUAAGGCAGGUGACUUUCCCAAGGCAGCAGAGGCAUACCAGAAACAGCUGCACUUUGCUGAGCUGCUGAACAGACCAGACCUUGAGUUGGCUGUCAUCCACGUGUCCCUGGCCACCACACUGGGAGACAUGAAGGAUCAUCGCCAGGCUGUGCACCACUAUGAAGAAGAACUGAGGCUGCGCAAGGGCAAUGCUCUAGAGGAAGCUAAGACCUGGUUCAACAUUGCAGUAUCCCAUGAAGAGGCUGGUGAUGCAUAUGAGCUGCUGGCACCAUGCUUUCAGAAGGCUCUUAGCUGUGCUCAACAGGCUCAGCGGCUCCAGCUACAGAGGCAGAUCUUACAGCACCUCCACACUGUGCAAUUGAAACUUCAGCCCCAAGAUGCCCCAGACACUGAAACCAGGCUGCAGGAACUGAGUAUGGUAAAAGAGAAUGAGGAGGAAGAGGAAGAUGAGGAGGAGGAGGAAGCAGAAGCCAGUGAGGCCCUGGAGACCAGUGAGCUGGAGCUUUCAGAGAGCGAAGAUGGUGCUGACAGCUUGCCUCGGCAGCUGGAGGAAGAUGAGGAACUUCGGGGCUGCCUUGGCCGGCGGAAAGUCAACAAGUGGAACCGACGUAAUGACAUGGGAGAGACCCUGCUGCAUCGAGCCUGUAUUGAAGGCCGCCUGCGCCGUGUCCAAGACCUCGUGAGACAGGGGCAUCCUCUGAACCCUCGAGACUACUGUGGCUGGACACCUCUUCAUGAAGCCUGCAACUAUGGCCAUCUGGAGAUUGUCCGCUUUCUUCUGAACCAUGGGGCCAUAGUAGAUGAUCCAGGUGGCCAGGGCUGUGAUGGUAUCACCCCCUUGCAUGAUGCCCUCAACUGUGGCCACUUUGAGGUAGCUGAACUACUCAUUGAGCGAGGGGCAUCCACAACCCUUCGUACCAAAAAGGGCCACAGCCCACUGGAGACACUGCAGCAGUGGGUCAAGCUAUACUUCAGGGAUCUGGACUUUGAGACAAGACAGAAAGCAGCAGCCAUGGAGAAGAGGCUCAGGGCCUCCUCAGGCCCAGCCCCCCAUGGCUCCCCUGCCCCCCAGACCAUCCCAAGUAACCAUCUGUUUGACCCUGAGAUCUCUCCUUCCUCGAGCUCCUGCCCAGAACCCUCCUUACAUACCCCUGGACCUCCAGAAGGCUCUCUGGCCCCUGUCAAGGUCUCUCCACAGAAUGCCAUGCCAGCUGUGGCCAGACCUCGAAAGAGUAGGCACAGACAAGCCAGCAACAGCAGCAGCUCAGAAGAAGAAGACAACAGGGGGCCCCACAAACCAUCUCAGAAGAGGCCCAGGCACCCUGCCAUGGCACAGCAGGACGAAGCCUGCAAAACUGGCCCUGCCAGCAAUAGGGAGACAGCCAUAAUGAGCACUGGCCGAGCUGCCUACCAGGCAGCCAUCCGAGGUGUGGGCAGUGCCCAGAGCCGCCGCCUGGGGCCCAACCUGCCUUGGAGCUCAGAUGAAGUCCCUGUCACCCAGGAAGCACUCAUUCCUGAGGAAGAAUACCUGGCUGGGGACUGGCUAGAACUAGAUGCACCUCUAACCCGAAGCAGCAAGGCUAGUACCUCAGGGUCAGACUCAGAGAGGUGCUCUGUCAGGCCCCGGUCUCGUGCCAAGCAGAGCCGCCUGAGUCAUCUUGAGAGUUGGUGUGCUGUGGACAAAACAGGAGAUGGCAGCUUGGCUGCAGAGCCUUCAGGGAACACCAUCAUGAUGAGGGCCUUAGGGCCCAGCAGGGAAAACCCUACAGCAGCACAGCCCUCGGUUCUGGUUCAGGCCCCUCCUAUUCGUGUUCGAGUUCAAGUUCAGGAUAAUCUUUUCCUCAUCCCUGUCCCACACAGUGAUACCCACUCUGUGGCCUGGCUGGCAGAGCAGGCUGCCCAGCGCUACUACCAAACCUGUGGGCUGAUGCCAAGGCUCACCCUGCGGAAGGAGGGAGCACUGCUGGCCCCACAAGACCCCAUCCCUGAUGUAUUGCAAAGUGAUGAUGAGGUGUUGGCUGAAGUAACCUCUUGGGACCUACCCCCACUGACUGACCGCUAUCGCAAGGCCUGCCAGAGCCUGGGGCAAGGUUCAGAGGGCAGAGAUCCAGGAUCUGGCUCUGGUGACUCUACAUCUCCUUCUCCAGGGGAGCACCAGAAAAUCCUGCAGGUCAUGGAGUGCCAGAGUUCAGGCCCUUCGUUCAGUGCCUGCUCCUUGGCCCUUUGCCAUGCCCAGCUCACACCCUUGCUGCGGGCCCUCAAGUUACACACCGUGCUCCGGGAGCUUCGCCUAGCGGGGAACCGGCUGGGUGAUGGAUGUGCUCCUGAGCUGCUGGCUGCCCUGGGCACCAUGCCCAACCUGGUCCUCCUCGACCUCUCCUCCAAUCACUUGGGCCAGGAAGGUUUGCGCCAACUUGCUGGAGGCCCCUUAGGCCGGGUCGCCUUACAGAACCUGGAGGAGCUGGACUUAAGCAUGAACCCACUGGGGGAUGGCUGUUGCCAGGCCCUGGCUUCCCUUCUACGGGUCUGCCCCUUGCUCAGCACCCUGCGCCUACAAGCCUGUGGGUUUGGCCCCAGUUUCUUCCUGAGCCACCAGGCUGCUCUGGGGAGCGUAUUUCAAGAUGCUGAGCACCUGAAAACCCUGUCUCUGUCUUAUAAUGCCCUUGGUGCACCUGCCCUGGCCAGGGUCCUGAAGAGCCUGCACACCCAUACCCUCCUACACCUAGAACUUGGCUCUGUGGCAGCUGACAAAAGCGACUUAAACCUCAUGGAACCUAUUGUCAGAUACCUGACCAAGGAAGGCUGUGCUCUGACCCACCUGACUCUGUCGGCAAACUACCUGAGUGACAAAGCUGUGAGAGAGCUGAGCAGGUGUCUCCCUUGCUGCCCCUCACUCAUCUCCCUGGACCUUUCCGCCAAUCCUGAGGUCAGCUGCACCAGUCUGGAGGAGCUUUUGUCUGCCCUCCAGGAGCGGCGCCAAGGCCUCAGCUUCCUUGACUUGUCAGGCUGCAACAUCCAGGGGCCUCUGGGCCCUAGCCUUUGGGACAAGAUGACCCUGCAGCUGCAGGGGCUGCAGCUGUGCAGCAGAGGCCUGCACACCGAGGACCGCGAUGCCAUCUGCCAACGCGUGCCAGGCCCCAACGCGUGCACACUGGACCAAGGCUCCAAGCUCUUCUUCCUCCAACGACCCUGACUUCAGCCCCAUUCUCUCCGAAGCUUUAAUAAAGCAGCUGCUACUGUC